GCCCCUGCCUAACAGAUAUCACAAUCAGAAACCCCUAGUGGAUCAAGAUCGCCAUGCCAGAUGAGAGCUCCCACCCGGCGCCGAAAUGGCUCACCCGUGAAUACGUCCAAGAGAAGCUGCGCGCGUACUUUAAGGACCAGUCGCUCGACCUAGAGAAUUUGGAGGUCAAGCCAGCCAUUCCCAAUGGUGAGAACUAUGCCAGUGUGAUGACUCGAAUCAAUGUGGAGUACACCACAAAGGGUUCGAAGGGCAAGCUUUCUACCAACUUCCUGUUGAAGACUACGUUCGCCGACAAGGAUCCAGCCGCCCACGUUCUGGUUCACUAUGGCAUCUACACCCGCGAGAUGGAUAUGUACGAGAAGAUUCUGCCUCAGCUGGCGCAUAUUAUUAGGUCGGAUCUCAACGAUCCGAGAAAGCUUUUCGCCGGCACUGUCAACGUGGAUCGCGAGAGAGACUCGAUUAUCUUUGAGGAUCUGUCGCUGGAGAACUACAAGGUAGUCUGCCGUCUCAAAAAGCUGGACCUGGUGCACACUCAUCUGGCGUUAGAAAAACUGGCUAGUUUCCAUGCGGCGGCUGCUGCUCUUGCAAGUCGACAGCCGGGAAUCUUUGAAAAGGACUACGAUCGUGGUUUCUUCAAUAAAUUCGUCCGAGGCUAUCAGCCCAUAAUGAGGAAUUUGUUGCAGGCUCUAUCCCGGUCCCUGGAAUUAGAUCGCGAUCUGAAGGAGCGUUACCAGGCCAAAAUUGAUCGCCUUGUGGAGUUUGUAAUGGACUACGGGGAACGGUCGACUUCUAUAAGCCCAGGGGACUUCGUAACCCUUUGCCACGGUGAUCUUUGGACCACUAAUUUGAUGUUCCAGCACGAUGACCAGGGACAUCCAACUAACUCCAUCUUUAUCGACUUUCAGUUUAGUGUGUGGAACUCCCCAGCCAUCGAUCUUCACUACUUCUUCUCCACCUCGAUACAUGAAAACCUGCGCCUAGAGAAACAGGCCGAGUUGGUGCAAUUCUACUUCUACAAGCUGGUGGAGGCCUUGAAAAAAGUCAAGUACUCCGGUCAAGUUCCCAGUUUAUUUGAGUUCCAACAACAAUUUAGAGCCAGAGCCUUCUAUGCCGUUUUUUCCUCGCUGAUCUUCGAGCCAACUAUGGUGUAUAAUGGCAAGGAGGAGGCGUCCAUGGAACAGAUUCUGUCCACUUCGGAAAAGGGAAUUCGGUUCAAGGAUUCGGUUUAUCAGGCACCGGAGAUUCUGGAGAAAAUGAAAGAUACGCUUCCCUUCCUUGAUCAGUUGGGUUUAUUAGAUGAAAUGUGAAAUCUGUUUUCUAACUAGUUAAAAUUGAUUUGGGAUUAUAUAUAUGUGAAAUUUUAUAUUAAAUUAUAUAUGUUAUCAUUUAAAAAAUUAACGAUAUCAUUUGAUUUUACAUGUUCGGGGGUAGAGGAUUAUUUUAAUUUAAAUUUGUUUUAAAAGACACAAAAAAG
Drosophila ananassae is the source of this 1474-nucleotide messenger RNA. RefSeq lists its product as uncharacterized. The transcript is spliced from 2 exons. NCBI's taxonomy places the organism in Eukaryota, Metazoa, Arthropoda, Insecta, Diptera, Drosophilidae. The record is from RefSeq and is a predicted model, not a curated record. The coding region runs from base 54 to 1307 and encodes 417 amino acids.